AUGCUCCCGCUCGUGGAAAACAACACCGGCACCACGCAUGUCAUCCUUGCCGCCAUUCAUCUAAAUGAAGAACCGGGUAACAUCACGCUCAAUGAUGACCCGGCUGACAGUCCUAAGUUCGACCCGCUAUGGGCCGAAGUGCCCCUGGUAAAGCAGGGUGGUCUGAAGGUGAUGGGUAUGCUCGGCGGUGCGGCGCAAGGCUCUUUCCGGCGACUCGACGGCGACUCGGACCAAUUUGAGAGAUACUACGGUCCUCUUCGGGAUAUAGUUCGCCGCUAUGAACUGGAUGGAUUGGAUCUCGACGUUGAAGAGGAAAUGUCCCUCCAAGGCGUCAUACGGCUCAUUGAUCGCCUCAAGACCGACAUGGGCGACAAUUUCAUUAUCUCAUUGGCCCCCGUUGCAGCUGCAUUACUGGGUGUUGGAAAUCUGUCGGGCUUUGACUAUCGAGAGCUCGAGCAGGCGAGAGCUUCCAAGAUCGCCUGGUACAAUGCGCAGUUCUACAACGGCUGGGGCCCCGCAGAGGACCCUCGCAUGUAUGCAGCGAUCAUCGCACAGGGUUGGGCCCCCCGUCGAGUUGUUUACGGUUUAUUGACAAAUCCUGGCAAUGGAUCGCAGGGCUACGUGCCUCAAGAGAAGAUUGGACCCGUCCUUGGCACAUUGGUCCAGCAGUUCCCGACUUUUGGUGGUGUGAUGGGCUGGGAGUUUUUCAAUGCACUUCCUGGGGAACGGGACAAGCCGUGGCAAUGGGCAGCGCAAAUGUCGCUCAGUAUGGGUAUGAAAGAUGUUUUGACAGCGGCUGGCCAGUUGGUGAUGGGAUCGACGGUGCAAAACAUGCUGCGUAGCAUGCAAGGCCAGCGAUAA
Messenger RNA from Penicillium atrosanguineum, 861 nucleotides. RefSeq names its product putative class III chitinase. Lineage: Eukaryota; Fungi; Ascomycota; Eurotiomycetes; Eurotiales; Aspergillaceae. Gene Ontology annotation, molecular function: chitinase activity. The record is from RefSeq and is a predicted model, not a curated record. Gene Ontology annotation, biological process: carbohydrate metabolic process. The coding region runs from base 1 to 861 and encodes 286 amino acids. The transcript has a single exon. Gene Ontology annotation, cellular component: extracellular region.